Molecule: messenger RNA, 2945 nt
Organism: Symsagittifera roscoffensis
Lineage: Eukaryota; Metazoa; Xenacoelomorpha; Acoela; Convolutidae
Product: disintegrin and metalloproteinase domain-containing protein 11-like
Exons: 25
Coding region: 334-2790 (818 amino acids)
Biological process (GO): proteolysis
Molecular function (GO): metalloendopeptidase activity
Source: RefSeq, a predicted model, not a curated record
AAAAUUAAAAGUGUCUCUCUCUUUUUAAGUUGGUGUGUAUCAUCAGUACAAUAUUACCAUAUUUUUGCAGAUCUGAGAAAUUAUAGAUUUUUACACCGUCCAUUGUCAAGGUUUUGACACACUCCGUCAAAGAACUGGUAUUUGAAUUGAUUUGUUUUCUUUUUGGUAUGUUAACUUAAUUCAAAAUGGCAUAAUUAUCUUGUUGAGAAAAAAAUGUAGCUCAUUUAUGUUUGAAUUGAUACCUCGAGCAAGCUUAAAAAACCUAUAAAAUUUAUAUUAUUUCUUCAUUUUUUUAUAAAAGCUUUCUAAAUAACAAAAAUUUACAGCAAAAACAUGAAAUUACUUGUUUAUAUUGAAUAUUUAUCCGCCACUUUUAUCAACUUGAUGCUGAUUUUACACUCUAAAUCAUCAGAUGUUCAAGGAGCAUUAGAAGGAGAUUUCUGGUUUAGUGGUGAGGCAAAAUGGAACAAAUCAAGAGUUCCAAUAAAAUCUGCGCCCAGUGCAAUCAAAGGCGUAGCAGACUCCAAGAUCAUAUCUCUGUUGGUAACUCCUUUAUUCGACCGAGCAACAUUUUAUGUGGAUGGAAAAAGAAAAGAUGCAGCGCCUUUCACGGAUGAGCCCCCUUGCUUUUUUCAAGGACACGAAAUCGGCAAUCCUUCCCAUUCCUUCCUAUCAUUAUCCACUUGCAACAAGAACUCAACAUGGGGUCAUUUGAAACUGAACGAGACAGAGUAUUUCCUGGAACCCAACUCGGCACAUCCGACCGCACAACCGGAAAACUGGAAAAAGUUGGUCUUCACGCGGCCGAAAUCUACCUCAAUAAAGGGCAUCAGUCGAACUAGAAGGCAGGCCAGUUCGUGGCUGGAUGUACCGAGCGUCAAACCCCUCAAAGUUGUUGUGGAUCCGUACAUUGCAAAAUACAACCAGCAACAAGAUUAUUUCCGACUUCUCAGUCAGGUCACGGAGACGUUUUUGUUCAACAGGAAAACCAUUUCACUGUCUGUCUACGUCGAUAAAGACUUGGCGAGUGACUUCAGAACUGAAAGUGACCUGAAAAAGUACCUGUUUGCCCUCAUCAAUAUAGUGGACGGGAUCUUCUUCAAAGACCUCUACCGCACUCACGUGGUGUUGAAUGAGGUGAAAGUGUGGUCGGCAGUGAACUUGGUUGAUCUGAGUGCAGAUGUGGAGAAGAACCUGAGGAACUUCCUGAUGCACCUGGAGACACUACCCCAAAUGCCCCCCUCCACUGUCACUCUGCUGCUCACGGGCAAGAAAUUAGUGGUUCCAUUUGAGAGCGCGUCUAACUACAGAUCCAUAUGCGACCCCAAAAAAUCAGCCGGCGUCAUACGGAUCUUUCCGGACAAAAUGACAGACCAGUCGGAAACUCCGAACACGGUGGCUCUCGUGUUGGGAAACAUUCUCGGCCUCACACACGACGGAUCAACUGCCUGCAAUUGUUCAGAAGGCUGCAUCAUGAGCAAAUUUUCACCGUACGUGCUGUCCAAGUUUUCCCGGUGCAGUAAGAACGAGUACCUCCAGCUGGUCACUUCUGGCAGGGGAUUUUGUCUGUUCGACUCAAUUUCAAAGAGUAUGGAUGGUGGUGUCAAUCACAAUCAUCAGCAGAGACUGGGUCUGUGUGGAAAUGGGCUGAUGGACCCUGGAGAAGAAUGCGACUGUGGCACACAGCUGGAGUGUGCACUCACAGGACACUCUAGCUGCUGUUCACAGUGCAUGCUCACGGCCAGUGCACAGUGUGGAAGUGGGGAGUGCUGCAACUCACAAUGCAGGUUGCGUAGCAAUGGGAGUGUGUGCCGUGAACAGAUGGGUCAGUGCGACGUGGAGGAGAGGUGUGACGGACACUCCCCCCUCUGUCCCCCCAACACCUACAAGAUAGACGCCAGUCCAUGCAACCACCAACAGGACUUCUGUCUGAAGGGAGAGUGUUUGACAAAAGACCAGCAGUGCCAGCUGCUGUAUGGCAUCCAGAGCAAGAGUGGGGUGGACUUGUGCUACCACAACCUCAACUCGGCCGGAAGUGGCUACGGCAACUGUGGGGACCUAGGAGGGGGCAAUUACAGGCCAUGCUACAGACAAAACGUCUACUGUGGGAUGCUGCAGUGCAAUGGGUCUCUCUCCACUUCAGUGAGGAUUGAGAAAGUGAGACGAUUCAGAUUCAACCCCUUUAACACCAACUCCCACUCAUCUCAACAGGGAAUCAACGACAAGUGCUCAAGUGCGAGUGUGGUGCUGGACGAUGGGACAGAUGUGGGCUAUGUGGCCCCUGGCACCAAGUGUGGCACCAACAGGGUCUGCAGCAGAGACAGCCAGUGUCUGGACUUACGUGCAUCAGACAUGGACUACUUUGUAUGUCCAGGCCACGACAGGAUCACUGGCCACUUCUGUUCACAUCAUGGGUUCUGCAGCAAUCAGAGACUGUGUGUUUGUGACUAUGGCUGGAAGGGAUCAGACUGUUCCAUUCCAGACGAAAGGUUCAUCAGAGAUCACCAGAUCCCCAAAGAUGACCCCUCGACUCCAGCCGACAAACUGAUGCUGGGGGGCACAGACGGCGAAUGGACCGACUGGCAAACAUACCACGUGGACAGAGACACUCAGAAACACGACCUCAGAAACACUAAAGGCGACGAGGACCCUGGAAACUUCAACGGUGGGGUGAAAGUCGAAAUAGCCGAGUUUGGAACACCUGUCAGUCGUCCCUCGAUAGCCCCUGGAUUUAAAUCAGCUUUGCAAUCACUAUUAACUACAAUACUCAUAACCAACUUUUUAUUUUGAAUUCAGAACGAAAUUCUGACUUUUUUUAUGCAGUCUUCAUUUUAUUCCGUUUGUUUUUUUUUCAUUUCCGCAAAUAGUGUUUUUAGUUAUUUUUGAGUAAUUUUGCAAUAAAAAAAUUCCGACUUCUGUUAAUCUCAAAUCAUGCCUUUACGACU